AUGGCAUGCUGGUCGCGGAGCGUCCUGCUGUGGCUGCUGGCGGGUGCCUGUGGCCUGGCUUUGCUCGGCUAUUGCGUCUACUUCGACCGAAAACGGCGGAACACCGCAGACUUCAAACGGAGGCUGAGAGAAAGUAUGGAUGUAUGUGAAUUAUAUGCUCCUUUCCUCCAGAAGCUCAAGUUACGCAAACUAAAAGAAUCUGAAGAAGUACAAGAGUUCUUUCUGCAGGAGAUACAGCUAGGGGAACUCUGGUUGACAAAAGGAGAGCAGAAGAAGAGCGUUGAUCACCUCAUCAAUGCCAUUUCUGUGUGCGCACAGCCAAACCAGCUAAUACAAGUCUUGGAGCAAACUCUACCUCCCCAAGUAUUUGAAAUGCUUGUGCGCAGUAUUCCAUAUACUAUUCAACGAUUUGAGACAGCUGUGAGCCAGCAGAAUGCUGGAGAUGAGUGAGAAUGCAGCAUCACACAAGGCUUUUCUUAA
Molecule: messenger RNA, 480 nt
Organism: Protobothrops mucrosquamatus (brown spotted pit viper)
Lineage: Eukaryota; Metazoa; Chordata; Lepidosauria; Squamata; Viperidae
Gene: TOMM20L
Product: translocase of outer mitochondrial membrane 20 like
Exons: 5
Coding region: 1-450 (149 amino acids)
Biological process (GO): protein import into mitochondrial matrix; protein targeting; tRNA import into mitochondrion
Cellular component (GO): mitochondrial outer membrane translocase complex; mitochondrial outer membrane
Molecular function (GO): transmembrane protein transporter activity
Source: RefSeq, a predicted model, not a curated record